CUGAUUGCUGGCAUCAUGUCUCAGGUCUAUACAUUCGUAAACAAGAUAACAUUCAAAGAAGGUCCCUCUGCUAAACUCUUUGAUGACCAGAUCCAUUUCGUUGCAAGCUGGACCUAUCAUGGCUCCAUGGAGCUGCUGUCUGGAUGGGGCAGACUCAUCCCUAACUAUAAGUGUGGUGUUGAGAACAGUCCAGCAGCCGUCAUCGGGGGACCCAAUUCUGACGUCUGUCUCCACAUGGCAACUGUCCUGAGUAUCUACAAGAUGCCGCAGUUCAUCUAUGGCUCUUCUCCUGUGAUGACUAACCACAUCCAAGAGGAGUUGUUUCACCGGAUGUUCCCUGAUGUGGCUCAUCAAUAUAACGGGAUUCUCCAGCUACUGCUGCAUUUCAGCUGGAUGUGGAUUGGGGUGGUGACUCUGAGUGAUGACAACGGAGAGAGAUUUGUACAAAACAUCCUUCCCAUGUUUGCCGGAAGAGGUAUCUGUUGUGAUUAUACAGAAACAUUUCCCAAACUAACAUUUUCGAGUGAGUCUAUGGAAAUGGUGGAAGAAGGUUCUAAAACAAUCAGUGUUGUUAUGGGUAGCACCGCCAAUGUUGUGGUUGUGAUUGGUGAAAUUCAGACCAUGAUGUUAAUGGGAAUAGUACCCAACUUGGCAGAGACAAUCAAUAUGCCAGUGAAAAUCAAGGCAAAAGUCUGGAUUAUGACUGCCCAGAUGGAUUUUACAUCGUUUUCCUUUCAAAGAAAUUGGGACAUCCAUUUUCUCCAUGGUGCCAUUUCGUUUGCAGUUCAUUCAGCUAAUCUUCUAGGAUUCCAAAAAUUUCUGCAGGUGAGAAACCCAGUCACAGAAAGGGAGGAUGGCUUCAUCAGAACUUUCUGGGAAGAGGCGUUUCUUUGUUCUUUACCCCUUCUUCCUUUCGAAAAGAAAGACAAUGAACUCUGCACUGGGACAGAGAAGCUUGAGACUCUUCCUGGGUCUGUCUUUGAAACGAGCAUGACUGCCCACAGCUACAGCAUCUACAAUGCAGUCUUUGCAAUGGCACAUGCUUUACAUAACAUGCAUUUCUCCAGAUUCCAACACAGUGCAGUGAUGGAUGAACUGAGAGGGGAGAGGCUGGAUCCACAGCCAUGGCAGCUCCACCACUUUCUGAGAGGCGUCUCAUUUAACAAUAGUGCCGGGGAAGAAGUUUUAUUCAGCCAGAAGGGGGAUUUGGUAACUGAACUGGAUAUCAUCAACUGGAUCGCAUUCCCAAAUGACUCCUUUUUCAGAGUUAAGGUUGGAAUGAUGAACCCCCAGGCUCCUCCAAACAAGAGACUCUCCAUUCAUGGUGAUACCAUCACGUGGCCCACCGGGUUCAACCAGGCACAACCCCUUUCUCUGUGCAAUGAGAAUUGCCAAAUGGGCUACAGUCGGACCAAGAAGGAAGGGAAGCUACCUUGCUGCUAUGAUUGCAUCCCGUGCCCAGAAGGGAAGAUUUCAGACCAGAAGGACAUGGACGACUGUUUUGAAUGCUCCGAAGAUCAGUAUCCAAACAGUGACAAGGAUGGAUGCCUUCCAAAAGAUGAAACUUUCUUGUCUUAUGGAGAACCGUUGGGGAUCAGUCUGGCCUCUUUUGCUGUCUGCUUUUCCUUCAUCACAGCUGCAGUGCUUGGAAUAUUCGUGAAACACAAGGAGACUCCCAUAGUCAAAGCCAACAACAGGAACCUCACCUAUGCUCUCCUCCUCUCUCUCCUCCUCUCCUUCCUUUGUGCUUUGCUCUUCAUUGGCCAACCGAACAAGCUGACCUGCAUCCUACGGCAAACUGCUUUUGGCAUGAUCUUCUCAGUUGCCAUUUCGUGCAUAUUGUCCAAAACCGCCAUUGUGGUUCUGGCUUUCAUGGCUACCAAGCCUGGGUCUAGCAUGAGGAAGUGGCUGGGGACACAAUUGGCCAGCUCCAUUGUCCUCUCCUGUUCCCUUAUUCAAGCCACAAUCUGUAGCAUAUGGCUGGCCACUUCUCCUCCUUUCCCAGACGUUGACAUGCACUCAGUGACUGAAGAUAUAAUACUAGAAUGUAAUGAAGGCUCCACUCUUAUGUUUUAUUGUGUCCUGGGAUUCAUGGGUUGGCUGGCCUUUGUGAGCUUCACGGUGGCUUUCCUAGCUAGAAAGUUGCCUGACAGUUUCAAUGAAGCCAAAUUUAUCACUUUCAGCAUGUUGGUGUUUUGUAGUGUGUGGCUGUCCUUUGUUCCAACCUACUUGAGCACCAAGGGGAAAUAUAUGGUGGCUGUAGAGGUCUUCUCCAUCUUGGCCUCCAGUUGUGGGUUACUGGGUUGCAUCUUUACCCCCAAAUGCUAUGUUAUUUUACUGAGGCCUGAGCUGAACAGCAGGGAGCAGCUAAUAAGAAUAAGGAAUUAA
This is a messenger RNA of Lacerta agilis (Sand lizard), 2388 nucleotides long. Its product is annotated as vomeronasal type-2 receptor 26-like. The record is from RefSeq and is a predicted model, not a curated record. Gene Ontology annotation, cellular component: membrane. The coding region runs from base 16 to 2388 and encodes 790 amino acids. Gene Ontology annotation, biological process: G protein-coupled receptor signaling pathway. NCBI's taxonomy places the organism in Eukaryota, Metazoa, Chordata, Lepidosauria, Squamata, Lacertidae. Gene Ontology annotation, molecular function: G protein-coupled receptor activity. The transcript is spliced from 6 exons.